Caenorhabditis briggsae is the source of this 909-nucleotide messenger RNA. The record is from RefSeq and is a predicted model, not a curated record. Gene Ontology annotation, molecular function: RNA binding. Lineage: Eukaryota; Metazoa; Nematoda; Chromadorea; Rhabditida; Rhabditidae. Gene Ontology annotation, cellular component: U2 snRNP; catalytic step 2 spliceosome; precatalytic spliceosome. Gene Ontology annotation, biological process: mRNA splicing, via spliceosome. The coding region runs from base 1 to 909 and encodes 302 amino acids. The transcript has 3 exons.
AUGAACCCUAUCACAAACAUUAAAAAUCAAAAUCGUAUGAACGAGCGAGAGCUCAAUUUGGGAUAUGCUGGAGACCUCAAAAAAUCGUGGCAUCAAACAUACAAAGACUCGGCUUGGAUUUACAUUGGUGGAUUGUCAUAUGCUCUUUCAGAAGGAGAUGUUAUUGCUGUUUUCUCACAGUACGGUGAAGUAAUGAACAUCAAUUUAAUUCGUGACAAAGACACUGGAAAAUCAAAAGGAUUCGCUUUCCUGUGCUAUAAAGAUCAGAGAAGUACAGUUUUAGCUGUCGACAACUUCAAUGGAAUUACGUUACAUAAACGAAUGAUUCGAGUGGAUCAUGUGGAAGAAUAUAAAGUUCCGAAAUACAAGGAAGACGCUGACGAUGAAACUAAACGACUCUGGGAAGAAGGAUGUGCACCUAAACCAAUCAUGCGCGAAGCAGAACCAAUGGAAAUUCAAGAGAGAAGAAUCAAAAAGGCAAAAGAAGUUUUGUUGGAUAUUGGAGACGUUGAUGAAGAGUUAUUAAAGAAGAUCAAGAAGGAUAAAAAGAAGGCAAAGAAGGAGAAGCGACGAGAAAAGAAGCGAGAGAAGAAGCUGAAGAAAUUGGAGAAGAAGGCAGCACGAGAUCCAGAUGGAGACUGGAAGAACAAGGCGAAACUGAUCGACAAGGUGGUUGCCGAAGACGAUUUGUACGGAGAAAACAAGCACUUCGAUUUUGGAAAGAAGAAGGAAGUGGAAGAAGUGAAGCACAAUCCAAGACCAGAUUUCGAAAAAGCCGACUGGCGAGAUAUCGAAAUCUGGAAGGUUAUCAGAGAACGCGAGAAAGCUGAGAAGGCAGCAAGAGGAGAAACUACAGAAGCGUGGGGUCCAGAAGAUCAUUAUGUCUCAAAGAGAUACCAAGGAAGGUGA